Bufo gargarizans (Asiatic toad) is the source of this 1727-nucleotide messenger RNA. Its product is annotated as oocyte zinc finger protein XlCOF6.1-like. The record is from RefSeq and is a predicted model, not a curated record. The coding region runs from base 15 to 1238 and encodes 407 amino acids. Lineage: Eukaryota; Metazoa; Chordata; Amphibia; Anura; Bufonidae. The transcript is spliced from 2 exons.
UGUACAAGGAGGCGAUGAUGGAGGAGCACCAGCCUCUUAUAUCCCAAGAAAAUCCCAGUAAAAAUUGUAUUGGAAAUGUUAUAUUAUCACUAAAUUCUAAAGCAGAAGAUGAAGAUACCAUGCAGCAUUCUUUAGGAGAAACUCUCAUUACCCUUAAUGUACAUCCAGGACUUCACAGAACAGAUGUAUCUUAUAAUCUCCCUAAUCAUGAGGAACCUCUAGGGGGUAAAAGAUUUCAGUGUGGUAAAGAGUUCAGUAAAAGAUCAAGACUUUCUACACACAAAAGAAUUCUCCCAGGGAAAAAACCAUACUCCUGUGCAGAAAGUGGAAAGCACUUCAGAAAGAAAUCAUAUCUUGUUAGACAUGAAAUAAAUCACACAGAAGACAAGCCGUACUCCUGUUCAGAAUGUGGGAAGUGCUUUACAGAAAAAUCAAGUCUUGUUACACAUGAGAAAAGUCACACAGGAGAGAAACCGUAUUCAUGCUCAGAAUGUGAGAAAUGCUUUAAUAGUAAAUUACAUCUUGUUAUACAUCAGACAAGUCACACAGGGGAGAAGCCAUAUUCCUGUUCAGAAUGUUUUAAGGGCUUUUCAAUAAAAUCAAGUCUUGUUAGACAUAAGAAAAUUCACAAAUCAGAGAAGCCAUACUCCUGCUCAGAAUGUGGUAAAUGGUUUACAGAGAAAUCACAACUUGUGAGACAUGAGAAAAAUCACACAGGAGAGAAACCAUAUUCAUGUUCAGAAUGUGGGAAAUGUUUUACAGCUAAAUCAAUUCUUGCUACACAUGAGAGAUAUCACAUAGGAGAAAAACAAUAUUCAUGUUCAGAAUGUGGGAAAUGUUUUACAUGGAAAUCAGAUCUUGUUAGACAUGAGAGAAUUCACACAGGAGAAAAACCGUUUUUAUGUUCCGAAUGUGGGAAAUGUUUUACCGAUAAAUCAACCCUUGUCGCACAUUGGAGAACUCACACAGGAGAGAAACCAUAUUCAUGUCCAGAAUGUGUGAAAUGUUUUUUAAAAAAAUCGAAUUUUGUUACACAUUGGAGAACUCACACAGGAGAAAAGCCAUAUUCAUGUUCAGAAUGUGGAAAAUGUUUUACAGAUAGAUCCCAUCUUGUUAGACAUGAAAUAAGUCACACAGGAGAGAAGCCAUAUUCAUGUCCAGAAUGUGGGGAAUGUUUUACUAGUAAAAUCAAACUUAAGGAUCAUCAGAAAUGCCACACAGGAGAGAAGCUGUUUUGAUGUUUUAUAUAUUGAAAAUGUUUUGUAAGGAAAACAAAUUCUAUAACUCAUCAGCUCAGAAGAAACCUUAUUAUUUUUUGGGAAUAUAGGAAAUACUGUAAGAGCAAAAAGAAAUGUUAACCCCAGUUAUUCACAGACAGGUAAGUAACUGGGGCUACAUAGCAACAUGUGUACCCAACAGCAAGAAAAGUUGCACAAUGUGUCUGCAACUUGACAAAUCGGCAAAAAUCUGCCAAAUUGCAAAACUGUCACAGUCAAGUUGCACUGGCACCUGACUUGUAUUGUGUUCUAUGAUGGCAAAGUCGCAUAUUACCUGCAACCACAUAUCCAAGUGUCGUGGCAUAUAGCGUGUCACAUUGUGACCAUUUGGCAAUCAAUAGAUGCAGUGUGACAAUGCGACAUUGUGAUUUUCAUACCACAUAACGUAUGUGGACAUAUUAUUAUUUCAUCUUUAUUCAAACAGUUUUUACAGAUAAAAUAAACUCUUCU